Medioppia subpectinata is the source of this 306-nucleotide messenger RNA. NCBI's taxonomy places the organism in Eukaryota, Metazoa, Arthropoda, Arachnida, Sarcoptiformes, Oppiidae. The record is from the annotation of a GenBank genome assembly.
AUGAUUGUACUACAAAAGGCUAAUCUAGCGGUUAGGGAAAAGGUAAAAGGAUUGAAACUAAAGUGUAUUAACGAAUCGUCGGAAGUGUUGUCCAAAUACAAAGUGAACACAGAUGUGGACAAAGACGUGAUCUUAACGUCUUGUAAUAAUGAUUACCGAAACUGUUUGAGACAAUCACUGCAACAACUGAACAAAGAGACCAUCAAAAGUAGACGAGCUCUUUAUGUUGAACACGAUGAUUGUGUGAAAAAAGUUUUGAAUAUAACGAGCGAUGAAAGUAUCGAGAUUAGAGACCGCGAUGAAUGA